CUAAACAGUAGCGUAUGCUAGCCUCAACGAGAAGUUGCUAACCGACUUAUGAGACUUGACAAAACCUAGUAGUGAAAAGGUAGAUAGAAGAGAGAUAAGGUUACCGCUGCCAGCGGGUCAUGCAUUUUUCUAAAAGGUAAUGAGCCGUAAAGCCUCAGGGUUUCGGCUCAGCGGCGCCCACAAACUGCAGCCACACUGGAAUGACUGGCAGCCCAGAGUUGACAGUGCAUCACCCAGCCAGGACGGAGUAAAGUCCAGAGACCUUGGUUCAACGGCAUUAUAUGACGUGUUGCCUCCCAGCUGCCCUGACGAGCCAGCAGUGUCCAGCGAUGCCUAUGCUGCUGCAGAUACACUCAAGGAAGAGGGUGGAUAUGAAGCUGGUUACAGUGUCUGUGAUACUACGUUUGGUUGGAAGUCGCUGGGGCAAGAGUUGAGGCCCAAUGACGUGACGACGGAUUCUACCCCUUUUCAGCAUGGAAACCGUGCUUUAGCUUCAAAGGAUAUGAGGAAAUCGCAGGACAGAGGGAUGGCUCACUCAGAGGAGUCUCGGCUGGCCAACCUCCUGCGCAGAGUCUCCAGGGAGGAUGAUCGCGACCGCAGGCUAGCUACUCUUAAACAGCUGAAGGAAUUCAUCAGCCACAGCGAGAGUAAAGUGACCCUGGUCAAACAGCUGGACACCAUUCUCAGCACCUUGAAUGACAUUCUGAAUGAGAGCAGUAAGCUCCUGUGGGAGCUGCGUCAGGAUGCAGCAGCCUGCCUCGGUCUCCUCUGUACAGUGCUAAGCUAUGAGGCUGAGCGCAUCUUCAAAUGGCUCUUCCUCAAGUUUACUUCAAGCACUCGUGACGAGGUGAAGUUGUUGUACUUGGUGGCAGCGCAGCGUGCACUGGAGGCUGCAGGAGAAAGGAAGGCUUUCUCUCACAUCAUGCAGUUGGUGAUGAGCAACCUUCAGUCCAUCCUAGAAAAUGUGGACACUCCAGAGCUUCUUUGUCAAAGUGUGAAGUGUAUUCUUCAGGUAGCUCGCUGCUACCCACAUGUUUUCAGCACCAACUUCAGGGACACCGUGGAUAUCUUGGUGGGCUGGCACAUAGAUCACACUCAGAGGCAGUCACUCACUCAGCAAGUGUCAGGUUGGUUACAGAGUUUGGAGCAGUUCUGGGUUGCAGACUUGACAUUCUCCACCACUCUGCUGGGACAGUUCUUGGAGGAUAUGGAGGCGUAUGCAGAGGAUCUGAGCCAUGUGGUGUCAGGUGAGGUGCCAGAUGAGGACAUCCCCCCUCCCUCGGUAUCACUGCCUAAGCUGGCAGCUCUGCUCCGGGUUUUCAGCACAGUGGUCCGCAGCAUCGGAGAACGAUUUAGCCCCAUCAGAGGACCACCCAUCACUGAGGUCUACGUAACAGAUGUUCUGAACCGGGUCCUGGCUUGUGUGACUACAGCAAAGCAGGUUCAGUUCUCUGAGACAGUUCUCACAGCAGGGAACGAGUGUGUAGGUGUGUUGUUGGCGAGUGUAGAGCCCUGUGGCCAGUUGAUGGAGGCUGUCCUGGCAUAUGGUCUGGACCAGCUGGACUGCUGCCGGGCCUGUGGUUCAGACUACAGUCUGGCAGUGCUCAGCCUUCUCACUCUGAUUGUGGACCAGAUCAAUACCAAGCUUCCUGCCACCUUUGUUGAGAAACUGUUGGCACCUGAUUCUCUGCUGCUCGAGCUGCGCUUCCACCGAGAAAAGGAGGUCAUGUCAGCUGUUCAUGGAGUGUACCAGGCGCUGCUGGGUUUGAAAAACAUUCCAACACUGGAAGCGGCAUAUAAAAUGGUAUUGGGCGAGAUGGCAUGUGCCCUGUCAAGUCUUAUGGGAACUUUAGAGCCAGCGGGAAGAGAGACGACAAAGGAAAGCGCAUGUCCCAGCAUCCAGCACCCGACUUUUGCCUCUCUAAUCCUACCUCUGGAGAAGGCCCAGUUCACCCUCAUCUUCAACCUCAGCACCCUCACCACAAUUGGAAAUACCAAGAACUCUCUUAUUGGGAUGUGGGCAUUGUCUCCAACGGUCUUCGCUCUGCUCAGUCAAAACCUGAUGCUGGUCCACUCAGAGUUAGCGGUCUACUACCCUGCUAUCCAGUACGCUGUGCUGUACACCCUGUAUUCUCACUGCACCAGGCAUGACCAUUUCAUAUCCUCCAGUCUAUCCUCAUCGUCACCCUCCCUGUUUGAUGGCGCUGUGAUCAGUACUGUGACCACAGCGACCAAAAAACAUUUCAGCACACUGCUGAGCCUUCUGGGAGGUCUACUGAUGAAGGAGCACCUUUACCCCGAGGCCAGGAAGCUGCUGCUAACCUGGGCUCAGGAAAUCGCUGUGCUAAUGAAGAAGUCAGACACCUACAGCCCUCUUUUCUCUCUUCCAUCAUUCAACAAGUUUUGCAGGGGCCUGCUUGCUAAUGCUCUAAAUGAAGACCAGGGCAUCUGCCUUCAAACCUGCAACACCUUACAGGUCCUCUCAUCAUCUCUGUCCACUGAGUUGUUGCAGAGGUGUGUGGAUGUGUGCAGAGUCCAGUUGGUCCAUUCAGCCGUCAGGGUGAGGCAGGCUUAUGGCAAGCUGCUAAGGACAGUUCCACUUGAUGUUGCUCUGAGUAACCAGAGCCACCCUGAGAUGAGGGAGAUCUCACUUGCUAUCCGUCAUCACAUGAGCCGGGCACCAAGCAGCACAUUCCACCCCCAAGACUUCAGUGAUCUCAUCAGUUUCAUCCUAUAUGGAGUCCUGCACCGUGGAGGAAAAGACCCAUGGCUGGAGCGCCUAUAUCACAGCUGUCAGCGGCUGGAGAAACGUGACGGGCGGGGUAGUGUGGACAUCAGUGGGCCUGAUGCAGUGCCCCGGGCUCUGCUGAAAACUGAAGUGGUGCUGUGGCAGUGGGCGGUAUGGGAAGCUGCACAGUUCACUGUGCUGUCAAAGCUCAGAACACCUCUUGGCAGAGCACAGGACACUUUCCAGACCAUAGAAGGUAUGAUCCGGAGUCUGGCUGCCCAUAGUCUGAAUCCAGAGCAGGAUGUUGGAGCGUGGGCUGGUGCUGGAGGUGAUGGGGACAGUCAUCACUCCAAUCAACUCCGCCUUGCUCUGCUUCUUCAGUACCUUGAAAACCUGGAGAAGCUCAUGUACAAUGCCUUUGAAGGCUGUGCUAAUGCGCUCACUGCCCCACCAAAGGGCAUCAGGACAUUCUUUUAUACCAAUCGACAGACUUGCCAAGACUGGUUAACAAGGAUUCGCUUGGCUCUGAUGCGGGUCGGGCUUCUUUCUGGACAGCCAGCUGUCACCAUUCGCCAUGGCUUUGACUUGCUUACAGAGAUUAAGAACAGCAGCACCCAGGGUCCAGAGAUGGAGAUUCCAUUAACACUGCUGGUAGAGGCUUUGUGCAAGCUCCGUUGCCCUGAAGCCAUUCAGGGUCUAGCAGCUUGGAGCCUCUCCAACACCGGCAGGAGCCUGGGCUGGGUGUCAUCAGUUGCCUUGCAGGCAGAGGGACGGUUUGAGAAAGCAGCUCUGGAGUAUCAGGACCAGCUCUCUGCAGUUACAGGCAUGGACUGCAGCAUCAAAGCUUCUGAAUGCUGUCUGCUCAAACUCUCCAGCUGCACAAACAGCCCCAAACACACCAGCAAUGGUGACAGCCGCAAGACUGUUCUGCUGAAGUCCAGUGAUUGCUCUCUAGAGGUGAUCAACUUUCUGGCAAACAAAGCAUGUCAGUGCUAUGUUGCACUCUGUGACUGGGCGUCUGUUAAGGAGUGGCAGGCCAACAUCCUCAACCUCAAACAAAACUCCACUAAUCCAGUAAGCAUUAGUCUGAGGACUGACUUCAACUACAUCCAGGCACUGAGUUGCUUUGAGGAGGGAGAACUGACCGAGUGCAGGACCCAGCUGGAUUUACUGCCAGGAGAGGACUACAGCUCACUAUCCACCAGCAAGGACAAGCUGGAUCUGAAGAGGCUGCUACCCUCAAUGAGUCCAGAUCCAACAGAGCUGCAGAGAGCCAUAGAGGUACAGCUCCUCCGCAGUGCUGUUAGUGCCAUGACCAAAGCCAAUCAGCAGCAGGAGCAAAAGACCACAACCAAUCCUGAUACGCUGGUGCGCUGCCUUAAACAGACUGGACGCAUCUGCCUGGGUCCUCUACGUCUGUCCACACUCACUCUGUCAGAUGCCUUACCCACCCUUCCCAUGCUGCAGCUGCACUGCACUGCCACCCUGGAAAACACACUCGCCUCACAGGAUGACUGUAUCAUUCCCCUGUACAGUGAGGCUUUGAGCUCUUGCAAACAACAGGAUGUUCAGCCUUUCCUUCAGGCUCUCAGAUACACAAUGUUCCAGAGGCAGCUUCUCCAGAAACUCAAAGGCUCUUCUGCUUCUGUAGAUGGACAUCUAUUGGAGCUGUGUCUUACUGCUGUUAAAUUUGCCCGGAAAAAAGGCAAUAUUGCCUUGGCAUCACGUUUGCUUAGCCAGUGCAAUGAUGGGGCACAAGAAAAAGAGGAGGAGGAGCAGGAUCAGCAGGAGGAGCUGACCCAUGCCUUUAGGUGUCUAACCCUAGAGGGUACCCUGGCAGAGAAAUGGGGCCCAGAACUGCAGAUAGAAAAAGCCAAAGUCCUGAGGGCAGCAGGCCAGUCCAUGACAGCCAUGGAAAUGCUGAGCAGAGCUGCUCUGUCCUACUGCAAUAUGGGGAAGAAUGAAGGUGCUGCCUGCCGCUCACUGCUGACACUCUGUAAAUGGCUGCUUGCAGACUGGAAGGACAUGACACCUCAGCUCAAACAGGUGGUAAAGAAAUCGGGUGUGGUGAACUCAUCCAGUGCUGCUGGAAGUAUGUCACCUCUGAGCCGAAACAUCGCUGCUCUGCUGGAGCUUCCACUGGAGGACCAGGGCAUUCCACACAUCAGUGCUGAGACUUCAGUAAAUGUGGGGGUUGGUGAGCCAGACUUUGUGUUGGGCCAGCUCUACCAGCUCUCAACCACCCUGGCUCCAGAGGUGGCUAAGUCCUGGGCCUCCUUGGCCAGCUGGGCCUACCGCUGGGGCAGGAAGGUGGUGGAUAAUGCCAGUCAAGGGGAGGGAUUGCCUCUUUUGCCUGGAGAAAAGAAGGAGAUAGAGGAACUGCUCCCAGCAACUACCAGUGAGGAAGACAAGGACACAAUCUUCAGCAUCCUGGGACAAGCCAUCUGUCGGCCAACUGGCAUACAAGAUGAGGAUAUGGCUCUACAGCAGGAGGAUGAUGAAGAUGACAUGGUGGAUGUGAUCUGGCGGCAGCUCACUGCCUCGUGCCCGUGGCUGAGUGAGGCAGGCCAAGCCAUUGCAGACGGUCUGAUCCUAGUCUGGAGGCGGGUGGUGGAUCGCAUCUUUGGCCUCUACCGUGUCUCCUGUCAGGCAUACUUCACUUUCCUCAAGCUCAACGCCGGGCAGGUCCCCAUAGAUGAAGAUCACCCUAAACUCCUCCUGGCCAAUAACAACAGCAAACAAAGCAAUGAUGAUGUUAUUGUCAUGGCAACUCUGCGCCUUCUCCGUCUGUUGGUGAAACAUGCUGGUGAAUUAAGGGAGGGACUUGAAUUGGGCUUAGCCUCCACCCCAACCGCACCUUGGAGAGGUAUUAUCCCCCAGCUCUUCUCCCGCCUUAACCAUCCAGAAGCAUACAUCCGACAGAGCAUCUGCAGUCUGCUGUGUCGAGUGGCCCAGGACUCCCCACACCUCAUCCUCUACCCCGCCAUUGUGGGUUCCCUCUCUCUGGGAGGAGAGGCCCAGGCUGCAGGAAGCAAGUUGCCAUCAGCUUUGCCCACCUUCUUGGGCAGCAUGCAGGGAGAGAGUCUGGGUGGAGAGGAGGAAGAGCAACAGGAUGGUGCAGGCCAAGGAGGAGCUACAGAAGAGCUAGCAACCUGCUCCAGUCAGGACCAAGCCAUGAUGCAGGACUGUUACAGCAAGAUUGUGGAGAAGCUGUCUUUGGCCAAUCCUGUCAUGGUGCUUCAGGUCCAGCAGCUGGUGAGUGAGCUGCGCAGGGUGACCUUAUUGUGGGAUGAACUGUGGCUCGGUGUGCUACAGCAGCAACACAUGCAUGUAAUGCGAAGGAUCCAGCAGCUGGAGGAUGAAGUCAAGAGGGUGCAGAACAACAACACACUGCGCAGGGAUGAAAAGAUUGCCAUAAUGCGUGAGAAACACUCUGCUUUGAUGCGUCCCGUGGUUUUUGCCCUGGAGCAUGUCUGCAGUAUCACAGCAGCUCCAGCAGAAACACCACAUGAGACCUGGUUCCAGCAGACCUAUGGUGAUGCAAUCACCUCUGCCCUGGAGCGGCUCAGGAACCCCCACAACCCCGCCAACCCUGCCAGCAGCUGGCUGCCCUUCAAACAGGUCAUGAUAAGUCUGCAGCAGCGUGCUCAGAAGAGAGCUAGUUAUUUGCUUCACUUGGAUGAAAUCAGCCCUCGACUGGCAUCCAUGACCACAACAGAGAUGGCCCUGCCAGGGGAGGUAUCAGCAUCAGACGCUGUCACCAUACAGAGUGUAGGGAACACUAUCACCAUCCUCCCAACCAAGACCAAGCCAAAGAAGCUUUUCUUCCUGGGCUCAGAUGGACGUAACUACCCGUACCUUUUCAAAGGUCUGGAAGAUUUGCAUUUGGAUGAACGCAUCAUGCAGUUCCUGUCAAUCGUCAACACUAUGUUCACGAAGAUUAACCAGCAGGAGCAGCCGCACUUUCAUGCCCGCCACUACUCCGUCACCCCAUUGGGAACCCGGUCGGGGUUGAUUCAGUGGGUGGAUGGAGCCACACCACUCUUUGGUCUCUAUAAGCGCUGGCAGCAGAGGGAGGCUGUGCUGCAGGCCCAGAAGGCCCAAGACUCCCUGCAGCAGUUGCCUCAGCCAGUGCCUCCAGUUCCCCGACCCAGUGAGCUCUAUUACAGCCGUAUUGGACCUGCUCUGAAGGCAGUGGGGCUCAGUCUGGAUGUGACACGACGAGACUGGCCUCUAAGUGUCAUGAAAGAAGUGCUGAAAGAAUUAAUGGAAGCUACCCCGUCCAACCUUCUGGCCAAAGAGCUGUGGUGUUCAUGUACUACACCCAGCGAGUGGUGGAGGGUCACUCAGUCCUAUGCAAGAUCCACUGCUGUAAUGUCAAUGGUGGGAUACAUUAUUGGCCUUGGUGACCGUCAUCUUGACAACGUGCUGAUUGACAUGACAACUGGAGAAGUGGUGCACAUUGACUAUAAUGUGUGUUUUGAAAAAGGAAAGAGUCUCCGGGUGCCAGAGAAGGUUCCAUUCAGGAUGACACACAAUAUCGAGACUGCCCUGGGAGUCACUGGAGUUGAAGGCAUCUUCAGGCUGUCAUGUGAACAGGUGGUUCAGAUGAUGCGUCGUGGCAGAGAGACCCUGCUGACCCUGCUGGAGGCCUUUGUUUAUGACCCCCUGGUGGACUGGACUGCUGGUGGGGAAGUGGGCUUUGCUGGUGCAGUGUAUGGAGGAGGGGGCCAGCAGGCUGAAAGCAAACAGAGCAAGAGAGAGAUGGAACGAGACAUUACACGUUCCUUGUUCUCCUCCCGAGUGGCUGAGAUUAAGGUGAACUGGUUUAAGAACCGUGAUGAGAUGUUGGCAGUGUUACCGCAAAUGGAAGAAGCAGUCGAGGAGUAUUUAGUCCUACAAGAGCUUCUCUGCCAGGGAGAAAAACUGCAGUCCAAGCUCCAGGAGGAGAUGGCCUUCCUAGAAGGAGCAGAAAACCAUCCAGACCACCUCAUCCUCACCCUGGAACAAAGGUACUCUGAACACACCCAGCUUCAGUCACGACAGAGGACUGUGCAGGACGCAAUUCAGAGUAAGCUUGCCGACUUGGACCAGUGGAUAACUCAGUAUCAGGCAGCAUUUUCCAACCUGGAGGCCACUCAGCUGGCCAGCCUGUUGCAGGACAUCAGCAGCGCCAUAGACCUGGGUCCUCCAAGUUAUGUGCCAGCCACAGCCUUCCUGCAGAACGCGGGUCAGGCCCAUCUCAUCAGCCAGUGUGAAAGCUUGGAGGCUGAGUUGAGCUCCCUGCUGCAGCAGCGUCGUGGGGCUCUUCGCGGCUGCCUGGAGCAGCUGCACAGCUAUGCCACUGUGGCUUUGCUGUACCCACGGGUUACUCUGCUGCGCCAUCGUGUUCACCAGUGGAAGGCUUGGUUGGAGGAACUUCUGAGAGAUAUGACGAUGGAACACUGCCAGCACAUCUAUAGACAAUAUGAGGUGCUGUUUGCACCCCAGCCUCCUGCGGCCUCGUGUCAGUUCCUGUCUAGUGUGGAGUUGGCUUUGCAGCACCAAGUGGCUGACACUAAUGAACGUGUAAUGCACCAAGCAGAGCGAGUAAAGGCCGAGGGCACAACCGCUGCUGCCUGUGAGGACCAGCUGCAGGAGAUUGAGCACUGCAUUGCGGUUUUCCUCAGAGAAAAUGGAGAACCAGGCUCCCUUAGCUUGGCUGGAAUUAUCACUUCUGCACUCUGCACACUCUGCAGGCGUAACCUGGUGAUGGAGAGCGCAGCAGCCAGUGCUGGAGAACAGCUGGUGGACCUGACAUCUCGGGACGGGGCAUGGUUUCUGGAAGAGCUCUGCAGUAUGCUUGGGAACGUCAGUGCACUGACAACGCUGCUACAACGCUGCCCAAUGCUUCCACAUGACUUGGAGCUUCCAUCACCCUCAGCCACCACCCAGGCUGUGUAUCUGGCCAAUGCUGUGUACACCUGCUUACAGGAACUGAACACCAACUUCCGGCAGAUCAUCUUUCCAGAGGCACUGCGUUGUAUGGUCAAAGGAGAGCCCACCCUAGAGUCCAUGUUAGCCGAGUUGGAGCAGCUGGUGGAGCAGAGCUCUGAUGGCCUUGGUCUGCAGGGUUUGGUUGAAAGCCUGCAGGCCACUACAGGGCUGGAGCACGAUGGACACAAUCACUGCCUUCACAUCACCAGAAUGCUUCGGGCUCAAUACUCUGAGCUAAUCCAGCCCCGUAACAUGGAUGGAACCAGCCAGGAGACACCAAAGAUGUCAGCAGGCCAAAUGUUGCUGGUAGCCUUUGAUGGCAUGUUCACCCAAUUAGAGACUGCCUUUGGGCAGCUCACUGAGAAGUUGAGUUCUCUAGAAGUGCCUCCAGCCUGGUGGAAGGUGGAUGUGCUGCGGGAGGCUCGGGCCGCACAGCUCCAUUUCUUUGAAAGUCUGACUCAGCGGCAGCUGAUGGAAGAAGUGUUCUUCCUCAAGAGACUGCAGACCAUCACAGAUUUUUUUAGGCUGUGUGCCUCCUUUGCUCAGACUCUGUCUGGUUCCCCAGGUGAAGAGCGCCUGCCCUCAAAUGGACCAGUGAGUUUGGGAAAGCCACUGUACCGUCAGCCCAGUGUGACAGGAUCAGGAGUGGCAGUGGUCAGUGAGGAACAGAUGACUCGUCCCAUCAAAGCGUUCACAGCAGAGUUUGUUCGGCAGAUGCUCAUGGGCCUCCCCAGCCAAGCCCUGGGUCUGGCCCUCUGCAGCACACUGUCAGCCUUUGGCCUGGAUAUCGUUUCACAGGUCGAGGCUAAAGACUUUGGCGCAGACAGCAAGGUGUCUCUGGAUGAGGUCUGUAAGAAGGCGGUGGAGCAGAGUCUGGCUUCAGGACGGAUGUCGCAGCUGCUUCUAAACAGAGCCACAGUGCUGGCGUCAUCCUAUGAUACAGCCUGGAAGAAAGUGGACCUGCUGAGGAGGCUAGACGCUAACCUAGAGGUCACCAAGGCCAGUCUGCAGAGGAGCCAGCUGCACAUGGCCAUGUUCCAGUGGCAGCAUGAAGAUGUCCUGGGACCCAGUAACCAGCCACUGAGUGUCAGCAUACCUCCUCGCACUGUCAUCCUCAGCAACAUGAAAAAGAAACUGUACAAGCUCAGCCAGGAUGAGGGGGCCAUUGUCACCAUCCAGGAGAAGCUAGCAUCACUGGAGGCUAGCAUCGAACAGCGUCUGAAGUGGGCUGGUGGAGCCAACCCAGCUCUGGCCCCUGUUCUGCAGGACUUCGAACUGACCAUCAGGGAGAGGCGGGCCAUGGUGGCCCGAGAGAACCAGCGCACCAGUCAGGUCACCUUCUUGUGCUCGACUAUCCUGAAUUUUGAAGGCCUUCGCACCCGAACCCCUGAGGCCCUCAACAUGGAUGCAACGCUGUUUGAGCUGCUGAAGCGCUGCCAGCAGACCUGCUCCUACUCUGCCCAGUUCAGCAGCACAGUGUCACAACUGGAGCUUCAACUACUGCACAGACUGAGCCCAGUGCUGGAUCUACCCAUCGGCAGUCCUGAUUGGCUGAGCUGUGCCCAGAGGCAGCUGGAGGAGGAGCUGAGUGUUGAGCGGAGGACUCGGGAGGAGCGUGAGCAGCAGAUUGAGUCAUGUGGGGAGACGCUGCAGCUCCUGGUCGACUCCAUUAAGACCAUUCUGUCCAACCACAACCGGCAGCUGGGAGAUGUUAAGCACCUGCUCAGAGCCAUGGCCAAGGAUGAGGAGGCAGCACUGGCAGAAGGUGAAGAGGUGGCGUAUGAGGGCAGCGUCCGUCACUUCCUGAUGGAGUAUAAAGCCUGGCAAGACAACAUCCAACUGGUCUUGUUCACUGUGGUCCAGGCCAGCGGGCAGCCUCGCAACCAGGAGCAGAUGGAGCUCCUGGAGGAGAUCCCUGCCACCCUGAAGGAGCUGCACUCACAGAGUCAGAGUGUCUACAAUGGCUUGGUGGGCUUUGCUUCUCCCCUGGUGACGGACAGAGACAGUGAAUGUGUCAGUCCUGUUUCUGCAGCUCAGACCAGCUUUGCAGCAGCUGUCCGAUGCUCCGUGGUAAAGACCCAGCCAGACUCCAUGUCUCAGAAUGCACGUAAGCCUCUGACACGUAACCUGGGAACCCCCACUGACACCCCACCCAGCACCAUGCUGGUCAACAACAAAGGACUGAAUCCAAGCCCCAAAAGAGCUGUACGAGACCCCAAAACAGGAAGAGCUGUCCAGGAGAGAAACUCGUAUGCUGUCAGUGUGUGGAAGAGAGUGAAAGCCAAGCUAGAGGGCAGAGACAUCGACCCCAACAGGAGGAUGAGUGUCACAGAGCAGGUGGACUUUGUCAUCAAAGAGGCCACCAACAUGGACAACCUGGCCCAGCUGUAUGAGGGCUGGACCGCCUGGGUGUGAGCACUGAUCUGCGUCAUGUCUUUGGUCCAGCAAAGGCUUGGAGAACCACCAGUCCAGCGGGUCUGGGGUGUCAGAACAGCAGCACCGGGCCACAGUGGGGGGAGGAAAUGGGAAGCGGAUGCUUACCCCGUGCUCCCAAACUCCUGGGCACCCAAACUGGGGCAGCGAUCCUCGUAGCACCGCUGCAACCACAUUCCCCCAACCAUCGGUGAUGGGGCUAACACGACGCUUAGUGGGCCACCCUCCUUUGGUGGGGAUUGACCAGGCAAAGCUCCUCUAGAUGGGGGAGGGGGGAAGGAGGGCAUAGGCCUCCUCACCCUCAACUUGGAGAACCUUCCCCCCUCACCUGCACAGCCCGCUAUCAAGUUGUACCCAUCAACAUCACUGCAUCCUGUUGAGCCAAUCAAACACCACCAGGAAGAAGCAGGAUGUGAGAGCCGUGUCCCUCUGAAGCACACGGCCAACGCACUGUGGGCGGGACUUCACACAGGGCCAGAGGCUCAGACACAUCGAGAUGGGGAUUUCCAUGGCCACAAUUUGUUCCUCUAUUUUUUUUUUUUUUUUAUUGCGUUGUGAUUCUGAUUGGCCAGUGGGUGACAUGCUUGGGUAGGAAUGAUGUGAACAAAGGUUCAACAAGAUUGGAAAAGCUACAGACACUUAAUGUGAAGCCUGAAGAGCAAGGCCAAGCAAAGAAAACGGAAGGAGAAUCGGGCGAUGAAAAUGAUCUGGAAGUGAAGUACAGUAAACACUGUGACGCUCUGAGGUGUCCAAGGAUUCCUCAUGUUGAAGCAUGUGGAGCAGCAGUUCUUUAUUUUUUGAAUGAAGCUGAAUGUCGCGUCAUGUGAAACCAUUUGGCGGUUCAUUUGUUGGCUGAUGAACGGACACGUUAAGGUGAUGUGAUUGAGACGAGGGCGAACCUCUGCCAGAUAAUUUUCCUUCGGUGUGAUCUUUAGUCUGUGUUGUGCUUCGUAACUAUAUUCAGUCUCUUCUUUAGACAGACCUGAACUGUGGCAGUAGAUUCUGGCUUUUUGACUUGCUUCACACAAUGAUGUUGCUUUCCUCACGUAUUCACUCCCCAGCCCUAAAGCUUGCAUUUUAGUAAUCUUGCCCUCUAGUUUUACAUUUUUAGUGGGAGAAAUGUUUUUUGGUGACGGUACAAAAUGUCAUUUCUUAUGCUUUUAUUGGAUUUUGUUUGACGCCAAAUAAACAUUGAUCUGAAGUGGUGAAUGUUCAUUUCAGGAUAUGAGC
This is a messenger RNA of Sphaeramia orbicularis (orbiculate cardinalfish), 12367 nucleotides long. RefSeq names its product SMG1 nonsense mediated mRNA decay associated PI3K related kinase (gene smg1). Gene Ontology annotation, molecular function: protein serine/threonine kinase activity; protein binding. NCBI's taxonomy places the organism in Eukaryota, Metazoa, Chordata, Actinopteri, Kurtiformes, Apogonidae. Gene Ontology annotation, cellular component: nucleus; chromosome. The record is from RefSeq and is a predicted model, not a curated record. The coding region runs from base 140 to 11119 and encodes 3659 amino acids. Gene Ontology annotation, biological process: DNA damage checkpoint signaling; phosphorylation; DNA repair. The transcript has 64 exons.